Messenger RNA from Cheilinus undulatus (humphead wrasse), 961 nucleotides. It is a transcript of the gene cct3, whose product is annotated as chaperonin containing TCP1, subunit 3 (gamma). The transcript is spliced from 5 exons. Bases 1 to 852 code for a protein of 283 amino acids. Gene Ontology annotation, biological process: protein folding. Gene Ontology annotation, molecular function: ATP-dependent protein folding chaperone; ATP binding. Lineage: Eukaryota; Metazoa; Chordata; Actinopteri; Labriformes; Labridae. Gene Ontology annotation, cellular component: chaperonin-containing T-complex. The record is from RefSeq and is a predicted model, not a curated record.
AUGUCUCAAAAGUCUCUGAAAAGUCUUAAAAUAGUCUCAAAAGUCUUAACUUUGAUCUUUAUCCGUGAAUCGACCCCAUUUUUAACUAAUCGCACUCUCAUCACGUUUCCUGUCUCAGAUCUGGCUCAGCACUACCUGAUGAAGGCCAACAUCACAGCCAUCCGCCGUGUGAGGAAGACGGACAACAACCGCAUCGCCAGGGCGUGCGGAGCUCGUAUCGCCAGCAGAACAGACGAGCUGCGUGAGGAAGAUGUGGGCCUGGGGGCGGGACUAUUUGAGGUGAAGAAGAUCGGUGAUGAGUACUUUACCUUCAUCACUGAGUGUAAAGAUCCCAAAGCCUGUACCAUCCUACUGAGAGGGGCCAGCAAGGAGAUCCUGGCUGAGGUGGAGAGAAACCUUCAGGACGCCAUGCAGGUGUGUCGUAACGUGCUGAUGGACCCCCUGCUGUUGCUGGGCGGCGGUGCCGUGGAGAUGGCGGUGUCGAAGCGUCUGAUGGAGCGUUCCCGCGCCCUGACGGGAGUGGAACAGUGGCCGUACCGCGCCGUGGCCCAGGCCCUGGAGGUGAUCCCCAGAACGCUGAUCCAGAACUGUGGAGCGUCCACCAUCAGAGUGCUGACAUCACUGAGGGCGAAGCACACAGAGGAGCAAGGCGUCUGCUGGGGCGUGGACGGAGAGACGGGCAGUUUGUCUGACAUGUCUACUCUGGGCAUCUGGGAGCCACUGGCUGUCAAAGCUCAGACCUACAAGACCGCCGUGGAGACGGCCAUCCUGUUGCUGCGGAUCGAUGACAUCGUCUCGGGUCAUAAGAAGAAGGACAAGGAAGAUCCCAUGGGAGGACAGGGAGCCGAGUAGAUCCUGGUGGAUCAGACCAACGUCGAGUCACUCCGUGUGUUUGUGAGCGUGUCAGUGUGGAUGUUUGAGUGAGUGGGACCAGACUCAGUUAAUAAACCAUUACACAACA